UUCCAUCAUCUUGAUCGACACAAGUCUACAGCCCUGUGACCAUGUCCUACAGAACAUUGGCUGCAUGUUUCUUCUGCCUUUUGGCUCUCUCUUCUGCAUGCUACAUCCAAAACUGUCCCAUCGGAGGCAAGAGAUCUGUGAUGGAUAUAAUGGAUAUCAGGAAGUGUAUCCCUUGUGGACCAAGAAAUAAAGGUCAUUGCUUUGGGCCCAACAUCUGCUGUGGAGAAGAGUUGGGUUGUUACUUUGGAACUUCAGAGACUUUAAGAUGUCAAGAAGAAAACUACCUGCCCUCUCCAUGCGAGUCUGGCAGAAAGCCAUGUGGGAAUAACGGAGGGAACUGUGCAGCCUCUGGUAUAUGCUGUAACCAUGAGAGUUGUACAAUGGACCCAGCAUGUGAGCAGGAUUCUGUAUUUUCCUAGAUAAGGCAUUUAGAAGACGAGUCAUACCAAUACACACCGUUUAAAGAAGGAAAAAUAUCACAUCGGAUUGGACAUACACGCUAUGUAUAACUGUACUGUAUGCAAAAUAAAUUAUCUUUAA
Messenger RNA from Pelobates fuscus (common spadefoot toad), 540 nucleotides. Its product is annotated as mesotocin-neurophysin MT. Bases 42 to 419 code for a protein of 125 amino acids. Gene Ontology annotation, cellular component: extracellular region; secretory granule. NCBI's taxonomy places the organism in Eukaryota, Metazoa, Chordata, Amphibia, Anura, Pelobatidae. The record is from RefSeq and is a predicted model, not a curated record. Gene Ontology annotation, molecular function: neurohypophyseal hormone activity. The transcript is spliced from 3 exons.